CAUUUCCCGUCACACUCAAACAGAUUUGAAUGUCGUUCAGGGGUAGCUUUUUCUAAUCGAUGAUCUCAAGUUCCCUAUGACAACUUGGUGAAGAGGCUAAAGAAAAACUCCAUGAGAAUGACUAAUGUAUCGUUGAGCUUAGUCGAAGUCUGUGUCGGAAAGGGACAAAGGGAACGAAACGCAAUUUAAAGUUCCAACAAUGCGGUUCAAACAAAGAAGGCAGUGAUUUGCGGUCUCGGUGGUUUUUAUAUGCAGCCCCUGCUAGACAGGGCUGGGUCCCGUUAAGUUCCAGUUGGGAGUCGUCGGCUCCCCAAGAUGUCCAUGGAGGAGAAGGAGUAUGCCGAGGCGGUGCUGGUGACAGAGGCCGGGCCGCAGUGGCUCCGGGCCGAGGUCGAGCGUCUUACCCGGGAGCUCCGUGAAACGACCCAUGAGAAGAUCCAGGCGGCUGAGUACGGGCUCGCGGUGCUGGAGGAGAAACAGCAGCUCAAGCAGCGAUUUGAUGAAUUGGAGACAGAGUACGAGACGGUCCGACAUGAGCUGGACCAGCUGAAGGAGGCCUUUGGACAAGCUCACUCUACCCACAGGAAGGUGGCAGCAGAUGGGGAAAGCAGGGAAGAGUCGCUGAUCCUGGAGUCUGCCAGUAAGGAGGCUCUGUAUCAACAGAAGGUCCUCGAGCUGCAGAGUGAGCUGCGACAGGCCAAAGUCUCACUCACCAGUGUGCAAUCUGAAAAUGAACGCCUGUCAUCUAUUGCCCUUGAGAUGAGAGAGAGUUCCGAUCUGGCAGAACUGCAGCGCGGUCAGCUGCGUGAGGACAUCAGAGAGUACAAGGUGCGGGAGGCUCGUCUGUUGCAGGACUACAGUGAGCUGGAGGAGGAGAACAUCUCUCUGCAGAAACAAGUGUCUGUGCUGAGACAGAGCCAGGUGGAAUUUGAAGGUCUAAAGCACGAGAUCCGCCGUCUUGAGGAGGACUCCCAGUGCUUACACAGCCAACUGGAUGAAGCCGUGGGUCUAAGAGAAAUUGCAGAGCGCCAGCUGGCGGAAGCCUUAGAAACUAUAAAAACAGAGCGCGAGCAGAAGGCUACCCUGCGCAAGGAGCUCUCCCACUACAUGACCAUCGGUGGCUCUGUGUACAACGGCUCUUUCAACAUCUCCAUCGACAACCUCAAACUCCACGAUGACCCCUCUGCCAUCGCCGAGCCUGACAACGACGAUCUCAUCAGAGGCUUUGAGAACGGCCUGGCCAAAGCAGGUGAAGGUGACGAUGACAACAGAGCCCUGGGGAACAAGCGAGGGGACGCCUUUAUGCCGGCUCCGAGCUUGGUGGAUGACCUGCUGAGUGAGCUCAACAUCUCUGAGAUCCAGAAACUCAAACAGCAGCUGAUGCAGGUGGAGCGGGAGAAAGUCGCCCUGAUGAACUCCCUCCAGGAGAACCAGAAGCACCUGGAACAGGCCUACGGGACUGUGUCUGAGCAGAAGGAAACUGUCAACAGGCUGACUGAAAAUCUCAGCGCAAUGAGGAAACUGCAGGCCAGUAAGGAGCGCCAGUCUGCCCUGGACAGUGAAAAAGGAGACAGCCACGAUGAUGGAGACUACUAUGAGCUGGACAUAAAUGGACCUGAGAUCCUGAAGUGUAAGUACACUGUGGCGGUGUCUGAAGCUGGGGAGCUGAGGCAUGAGCUGAAGUCUCUGAGAGCAAAAUACGAGGAGUGUCGGACACAGUAUGAAGACGAGCGAGGCCGGCUGGAUUGCGACAUUCAGGACUUGAGGUCAAGAUUUGCGUCCCUGGAAAAGAUCAGCCAGGCUGAUAAAGCAGAGGUGGCUCGUCUGGAGAAGGAGCUCCAUCUGGUCAGUGAGGCUGCAGGAGAAUCACUGGGCAGCCUCAAUGUGGCUCAGGAUGAGCUCAUAGCUUUCAGCGAAGAGCUGGCUAAUCUCUACAACCAUGUGUGCAUGUGCAACAAUGAGACGCCAAACCGUGUCAUGCUCGAUUACUACAAAGAAGGUAAGGCCAAAGUAAGACGAGGUCAGGAAGGCAAGGAGCACCAGUCUUCUGUACUUCUCUCUAAUGGGCUUAUCACUGACACUGAGUCUGUAAAGGCAGACUCCAGCACCACUAAAGUCACCCCAGUUCCACCCCCCGAGCACCGGCCCGAGUCCAUGAACGUCUACAAUCUCGUAGCCAUCAUCAGAGACCAGAUCCGCCACCUUCAGCAGGCAGUGGAUCGCACCACUGACCUGUCACGGCAGAGACUCGCCAAUCUGGAGCUGAGCACAGUGGCAGACAAAGACAAAGAGGCCUGCAUGGAAGAGAUCCUCAAACUGAAGUCCCUGCUGAGCACCAAAAGGGAGCAGAUCGCCACUCUCCGAGCUGUGCUCAAAGCCAACAAACAGACUGCUGAGGUUGCCCUGGCCAACCUGAAGAGUAAAUAUGAAAGCGAGAAGGCCAUGGUGACUGAGACGAUAAUGAAGCUCCGCAAUGAACUGAAGGCUCUGAAGGAGGAUGCUGCUACGUUCUCCUCUCUUCGAGCCAUGUUUGCCACAAGGUGUGAUGAGUAUGUCACCCAGCUGGAUGACAUGCAGAGGCAGCUGGCUGCCGCAGAGGAUGAGAAGAAGACCUUGAAUUCUUUGUUACGUAUGGCCAUCCAACAGAAACUUGCAUUGACUCAGCGUCUGGAGGAUUUGGAGUUUGACCAUGAGCAGGCGCGCCGUUCCACAGCGGCGGGAGGAAAGGGCAAAACAAAGGCCAAGGGAGCCUCCUCCAACCAUUAAAUCAAUCUUGCCAAGUGUCCUACAGUGGGUCCGUCUGAGUGUCUGACACUUGCCAAUCACCUUUGCGCCUGGUUCCUUCACUCUCUAAUCAUGAUCCUAAUCGUGUUAUCGUUAACACAGGAACAUAUCCAGCAGUAUUUUUUUUUUCCAGGGGCCUUGUUUUAGAGUGCCAAAACAAUUAUGUCACAUUCUGUCAAAACAUUUUAAGUAAAGAGAGAGUGACUCACCGUGUCAGCUGCCCACUGGAGUCCUUCAGUCUUCCAACAAAAGGAACCACUAUUCUAACUGAACCAGAGACAGAAUCAAGAUGGGUGUUUCGCUGAUUGCUUUUUGCCUGUUACUCUGAAUGAGCACUUUUUGUUUUACCGAUUUGCUCUUAGUUUAUUCCUCUUUCUAAAACCAUACUAAUUGUGUCAAAUAUUAUCAACGUUUUUACUGUAUGUCUAGAUUCUCUACGACAUUAUCGAGUGCUUCAACAUUUUUUUAUCUCUAUUUAUUUUUUAAUGAGAACCAGAGAUUUUGUUGUUACUAAAUUAGACCACACCUUUCAACUCACUGGUUGAAAUGAAACAAAAGAGAAGAAGCUUUUCAUGCUUUAGUUGUUUUUCUUUGGCCUUAGAUUUUAUUUUGGGUGCCUUUUCUGACAGUCCAGAGACACAUGGCAUCGUGGUUGUCAGGAUUUUUGUUUACCAUGCUUUGUGUUUGGCUCAUAAAAAACCUCUAACACAUACUAUUCAAAAUAGUAUUAAUAUUCUAAUUAAGUUUUUUAACUUGAUUCAGUACAAUUGGACUCUUUUUUUGUACACAUGACAGAGCUGUUACAUAUCCAGUUGUUACAAAAACAGAGGUUUUAUGAACAUGGAAGAAUAAUGCAAAUAUUAUUUAAAUAUUUCUAAGUUAAGGUCGGAUGUUAAUAGUAUUCAUAAACUUUUAUUUGUGAAUUUGUGUUUUUUAUGCAGUUUUUUUUAAUACAUCCUUUGUGUCAAAUAAUUUCUGCCAACAGUAAUCCUUCAGUGCCAUUUUCUAUUUGUUUAUUAAGCAAGUGCAAUGUAUUAAAAUGGCAAGGAGUAAUUGUUAAAAAAAUAUAUAUAUAUUUUACACAUUGUUGUUCCCAAACAUGGUCCUAAUGAAUUUUACAUGUUUUUGUUUUAACCACAGCUGUAUUUAUUUGACACUGUUCAGACUACAGGAUGUCAUUGUCCUUUUUUGGUUUCACGAGGGAGUUUUCAGAAGAGGUAGCUGGUCAGUAACGAUACGACUGAACUUGUGCUAAGAUUCAUGACUGCGGCCUGCUAUUGGUUGCUAACAGUUAUGGCUUGUGAAGAAAUAAAUAUAACUUUCACAA
Labrus bergylta (ballan wrasse) is the source of this 4111-nucleotide messenger RNA. RefSeq names its product protein bicaudal D homolog 2-like. Lineage: Eukaryota; Metazoa; Chordata; Actinopteri; Labriformes; Labridae. Gene Ontology annotation, molecular function: cytoskeletal adaptor activity; dynein complex binding. The record is from RefSeq and is a predicted model, not a curated record.